GCGCCGAAAAAGAUCUGUGAGUGCGGGGAGCGGGGGAAAUACGUGGUCGUGUUGUCAAAUAAUAAUCAGCCAUCAUGAUUGAUCGGCGUAGUGUUGUGGAGAACCUCCGCGCUUGCCUCCUUUCCAUAAAAGGAGGCAUAUCAGUGAAGGCUUUAGACCGAGACUACAGAACCUUAGUUGGACAUAGCAUUCCGUACAGAGAACUGGGUUAUUCAUCUUUGGAACAUUUUCUAAAGACUGUUGAAGAUAUGCGAAUUUUCACUGGUUCAAAUGGUGAAUUGAUGUUUGAUACCAUCCCUAAAGAAAACACUGCUCAUUUGGCUGCUUUGGUAGCUAAGCAGAAGUCUGCACCCAAAAAACUGAAAUUUCCAUUGAAGAAUGCUGCGCCAAGCAGAUCACGAAAUUUUCCGCCAGGAAACAAGUGGAAUUCCAAAAAACCUGAAUCGAAGCCUUCCUCUAGAAGACAGCCAAUUACUGUCACACUCAGUGGAAAAGGAGCUCAGUCAAAUAAUCAGUCAAACUCAGUGGUCCGAACGGUUCAGUCAUCUUGGACACCAGGCCGACCAGACAACUACGAAAAACCACCACGGUUUUCAAGAGGGGGUGCUAUACCUUCACCACAACCAACAGAUGCACACAUUCCAUCACUAUUUGAUAGAGCACCACCAUUGUACCCAGAAUCGCAUUACAGUUUGCCUACAACUGUUGAUCGUGUUCCAUAUCAGUCUGCUGCAGCACCUAUUGUUUAUGAAGAAUUUUAUAUGCCCCAACAACCUAUUCCACAGUUAUGUGAAAGCUUCAGCCAGUGUGAGGUGACACCUUCUGUGUCAACUCGUGUGCGACCUCCCAUUACACCCGUACGGCCUCCUGCUGCGCCUGUGCGACCGCCUCUUACACCUGCGAGACCUCUUGUUACACCUGCGACACCUCCUAUGACACAUCUUAAAGAAACAUUGCGGAAGGCUAGAAAUAAAGUGCAACCUUCUGUCAUUAUUGAGUCAUUCUUGCCUCGCAGAGGAAGUGGGUCUGAGAAGCUAUACACAGAUAAACUGCAUGAAUAUGCUGUGCAGCAUGGCCUGGGGGAACCAUCAUACAAAUUAGUACCUCGUAAACCGAAAGGAGAACCAUUUGUUUAUAGUUGUGUUGUAAAGGUUGGUGAUGAGAAUUUUAAUAAUUAUCCCGAUGAGAAAAGAACACCAGAGGAAGCAGCAGAGUCAGUUGCAAAAUUGGCUGUACUGGAAUUAACAAAACUGAAUAAAAGCCUUUCAGCUCAGAGCGGUACUACAACUGACAGAAAUGUAAUUAUAAGAAGAGUUAGCCAGAUAGUUAAAGAUUACGAGAGUGGACUGUUCAUUACACAAGUUCCUGUGGAGUAUACAAAAAGGCAUAGUGAAUCUCUUCCUGACAACUGGGAGAAAAUAAUUAGUAACUGCCCAACCAUAUCCAUGGAUACGAUAGCAGGAAAGACAAUUCUGUGGCCAGUACAGGCUUCACAAGAAACACAGCAACAGACGACAUUCCAAAGCCAGACUGGAAGUACUAAAGUGGAGAAACAAGCAGUGCCUCCCCUUAUUGAGUUUCCAGCAGACAAGAUUUGGGAUGUAUAUGUUACUAGUGCAGUAUCUACAGAUGAAGUGUGGGUUCGCCUCAUUGGUGAGAUGUUUAGUGAUCGCUUUGAAAAAAUGGCGAGUGAAAUGGAAGAGUUCUACAGCCAAAAGAAGAUGACUGCUCUGAAUCUGAGAGAUGGUUCAUUUUAUGCCAUAGAAUCUGAUGACUGCUGGCACCGUGUAGAACUUCUGGAAGUAAAUGGAGAUGAGGCAUCUGUGUAUUACAUUGAUCAUGGUGAUGAAGACACAGUACCAUGUGAUAAGCUUUGCGUGUUGGAUACUCAAUUUGCAGCUCUACCCCAACAGGCUAUUGUAUGUAGUCUAGCAGGCAUGGAGGAGUUUCGUGAUGAUGCAUAUGCAGUAAGUUUGUUGGAGAAGAUGGUAAUUGGUGGAACAUUUGUUGCUGAAGUAGAACCUAAUGCAGAAAAAGUUGCACUUGUGUUGUUUGACACAAGCACCGAUGAAGAUAUAAACAUGAAUCAGUUGUUAAGUAACAAGAUACGUCAACAUCAGUUCACUCCAGAACUGCCUCAGGUGGACACAGUGAAGGAUGUUUUCAUUAGUAGUAUAGCUCAUAAUGGAGAUGUCCAUAUACAGAUGAGUUUAAAACCUCUAGAUUAUAUAACUAGUCAAAUACAAUCAAUUUUAGAAGCAGCUGUGAAUGAGUAUCUGCCCAAAGCUUCAGAUGUCAGAAGAAAAGCGGAUGACCUAUAUUUAGCUCCUUAUGCUUCAGACAAUUCUAUGUACCGUGCAAAAAUUGUGGAGGAGUACCCUGCAACAAAUGAGGCAGACAUCAUAUUUGUUGAUUAUGGUAACAUAGAGCGGGCCCGUCUUGACAGUCUUAUACUUCUGGAAAAUGUAGAUGAUGAACUGAAGAGCAUUCCAUAUCAGGCAAUUAAGGUGAACAUGCACAAUUUACCAUCAUCAGUAUUCAAUGAAAAGGUUGCAAAUAGACUUCUGGAGCUGGUUCCGCAGACAGAUACUGUGCUCAUGAAAGUUAUAACACCAGGCACUGACACAGAAGCACCUACAGUGGAGCUCUUCAAACGGUUCACAGAUGAAAAACUAUUAGUGUCCAUCAACAACACACUAGCAUUGGAUCCAGACUUAAUAAGGUCAUCUGAAACAAGUUCUGGUACAGACCUGCAACGUAAGAAACGUGCGGAACGUUCUCAGUCUGUACCAUCUGCAGGGAAAGGUCCAGAUGAACGUUACAGUGAAACUGGUGUUGUCUGCACUCCUGGAAUACCACCACCAUUAAUACCGAAAGUCAAUACUGUAUUUGAUAUUCAUGUAACAAUGGCUUCAAACCCCAGCAACUUUAUGGUACAAGCUUAUGAAAACCUUGCAGCACUUGAUGAAAUGAUGGACAAACUCCAAGAGAGGUACAAUGAAAUUGGUGGUAGCUCAGUUCCACAAAGUGUAGUUGAGGGAGAAUUUUAUGCAGUUCUUCAUUCUGACCAGCUCUGGUACAGAGGCAAAGUCAUAAGCGUUAUGAGUGAUUCAGUAAUUUCUGUGUACUUCUGCGACUAUGGUGAUGUCUCAGUCCUCUCCCGUGAAAAGUUCAGACUGCUGGCAGAUGAAUUUAAGACUCUGCCACAUCAAGCAAUAAAGGCAAAAUUAUGUGCUGUAAAACCAAUUCAUGGAGACUGGUCCGUGGAGGACUGUCUAUUGUUCCAGAGCUUGGUGGUGGAGAAGCAGUUUCCAUCUUUGGUUUUGGAUACAGGUCCAGAUAUUGUAAAUCCUCAUGAUACUGUUCUGGGAUUAAAGUUAAUAGAUACGUCAGGAGAAAAAGAUUUUUGCAUUGAUGAUUUGCUUGUAAAUCAGAACCGUGCAGUACUCGUUUCCAAGGAGCGGCUUUAAAUAUGCAUUCCAAUUUAUGUCUAUGUUGCUCAGAACUUGCAUUAGGAUGCAGUUAGUAUUUAUAUCAGUGGUUGACAAAUAAUACUUGCACUGCAGAUUUCGACUGAAAAUAAUGUUGCUCACAAAACUUCCAUUAUUUAUGUUUACUUGUUAUGGUAAAUAUGUAUUGUAAUGAAGUGUGUAGUUAUUUAUUAUUUCUGUAAUGAGAAUGUAAAACUUUAUUUCCUGUUUAACCUGUUUUCAGUAUAUGUUAUAUGGUUAUAACCAGUUUGUGUGGAAUAUAAUCUGACUUCGUGUUUCCAUUAUUACUGAAAUAUUGAAGGGAGAGGGGGUUUCAGAAAGAUCAAAGCAUUCUGUGUUUUGCUUGAAUCUUUAUUUCUUCAUUAAACGCUUUGUCAUAACUGAAUGUUGUCCUGUUUGCAAAUCUUUUCCUUGUUUGGAAAGUUAAUUGUUUCAAAAUGUUACAUUUAAAACAAGUUAAUAACUGGUCAAGUGUGAAAUAAGAAUGAAACCAGCUAAGUGUGGUUGUACAAGUGAACAGAGAAAAUUAUGAAUUAUUGCGAAACAGAGCACAUUCUUGAUUAAACAACAGAAAGGUAAAGCUAGGGAAAAGUAACAAAGUUAGAUAUGAGCCACCCAUAAUUUUAAUGCAGCCGACAUGUUAUAUUCCAUGUUGGGGGAAAAAUAGAAUUCAGUUUGUGCAAAGUAGAAAUUGAAAACUGCAAAUCCAGGGCAUUGAUCACUACCAAGGAUGACUGGAAGGCACCUUAACUGACAUUAUUUUCAUGUGUUUAUCAUUAUCACACACAACCUAUUUCAUAAAUACAUUUUUUAUUUAUUUAUUUAUUUAUUUUUUUUUUUUAAAUUGCUGGAUUUCUGUCGUGUAUGAAACAACAAACCAAUAUUUGACAUUGAGUUGGCUGCCACAUAUCUCCUAGUUGUAGUAUCAGAUGUAAGACAUUAAAAUGCUCCUGCUAUACAUUAAAACUUUUAUCAAUUUGGGUCUUCCAUAUAAGUACCAAAUAGCAAAAUUUUAUUUAUGUGGAACUUUCUUCAGUUUGUGUGGGAGAAGCUAAUGGCAAACUGAAGCUUUUGACUGAGUCCAUAAGGUUUACUAGGAUUGUGUAAUUGGUAGUUCACUGCCCAUCAACAGUAAGUACGUUUAGGUCUGGUCCAGCAGACAGCAUAAAUUUUUCCACUUGAAAUCCAUUGAGUUAGUACUCCUGUGUAGUUACAUCAUUAAAGUAUGUGCGUAUAUCAAAUCUUCAUUCCCCACCAUCCUUUUUUUAAAUUUUUUUUUUUAAAUUCAUUCACAUGGAAUCCAUUAUACUGUGGAUCUGUCAGAACGGCUUGCUAAUUAGGAAUUUCUCUUUCCACCAGUAGCACACUGCUGUUGUCCUGCUUACUUUCAGGUUCUUAGUUGUUCUGUUUAUUUAAGGUUGUCUUCUAUUCAUUCACCCAAAGCUACUUGUGAAUGCUCUUGGGAAAUACUGUGGCAUGCAUUGCCUUUAUAGUAGCUAGAAAAUUUGUACUAAUUUUGUUUUUAGCUCAUGGAAAAAUAAUUAUUUUGUAAAUUCCAAUUUUAUUUUGUUUAUGUGGAUUGUGCAGGAAAACAUUACUGUUUCUUGAGAACCUGAUCGUGAUUUACAAUUAUUGUGAGUUAAAAACAUUUUAUAUUUCCUUAACUUUUUAUCUUUCAUUUGUGAAUUAUUUUUCUGCUGUGUUUUAUUCGAGUCAUAUGAGCUGUUAAACAAUUGUUUUCUGUCUCUAUGUAAAGAAAUGUGAUAUUUUGUAUUUACUUGUACCAAAGUAUUAGAUAUUCUUAAAAUGUAGGUUAAAAUGAGAUUUGACGUUUGCUGCAAUUUGUACUUUAUGUACCAAUGGACGUUCUGUGAAUGGAGAAUUCACGGAAGGAACAAAAAUAAACACACAAGAGAUACAAUAUGUAGUAAAAUUUCUGUAUGGUUUAGCUGUUACGUUGCCGGUUUUCUAUUAUUGUAAGAUUCCCUCAGAUAUAAACAAUAUUGUCAUUUACGUAGCUUUACUUAUUUGCAUUGCAUUUUCAAAGCAUUUUGACUGGCAGUGUAAUGUUGAUAUGUUGGUUGUAGGACAAAACUUGUAAGGCAAAUCUGUUACCAAGUCUUGCUUUUACAAUAUGGAAAAAUAAAAUGUGUAGUUGAGUAGUGGUUUGAAUAAUGUUGUAUAUUUCUGUACUAACACCAAUCAGAACAGAUGAUCAGUGAUGUGGAAGCUAAACUGGAGUCGAUCAGGUUUCAGCAAAUGUAACCCUCUUACAGAGAGAUUUUUUAAAACAUGGUUAAUACUAAUGAUCUUACAAUGAUGGGUUUAUACAGUUCUUUUGUAAGUGUAAGAUGUAGCUUUGAAUAAAUGAACAUCGAAGUAUGUAGACAGGGUUGAGGGAGAACAUUGCUUUUUAAUUAUGUCUUUAUUAAAAAAUGUUCUUUGUGGCGUGUACAUUGGUGUCCAUCUGUACAAUUUUUAGUCUUAUGGACAUCUUCAGUCUUCUGCCUGCGUGGUCUGUUCCUGUUAAACAAAUGCUUGCCAUUUUGUUUCAUAUAUUGCAUUUUUUACAAAAACUUCUACAUACAGUAUAUUUAUGUGUUCAUCAAAAGUAACAUAAUGAAUAUCAUAUUUCUUAUGUUGUUCAUGGACCUGUGCUAGUGAAUGUUUUGAAAUUUUUGUAUUCCACUAUACUAUUCAUUUUUGUUAAUAAGAGAUACUUAUCAUUGACUACCAUUGAUUGUUCCUAAGUGAAUGGGUUGUUCUGUUAAG
Schistocerca piceifrons (Central American locust) is the source of this 6263-nucleotide messenger RNA. Its product is annotated as tudor domain-containing protein 7A-like. Lineage: Eukaryota; Metazoa; Arthropoda; Insecta; Orthoptera; Acrididae. Bases 75 to 3470 code for a protein of 1131 amino acids. The transcript has 20 exons. Gene Ontology annotation, biological process: spermatogenesis. The record is from RefSeq and is a predicted model, not a curated record.